UACACCGUCUGAGAUUGACCCUCCUCUUAGGAGGGUUAGGAGACUUCGGGCGGUUUGAGGAAGCAGCUCCAGAGCCUCAGAUCCCGGCCGGGCGGGAGGGCAGGGAUCGCCGCUGGGUGUAAUGCGCUGACCCGAGGGCCAUUCAUUUCUGGGAUUCCAGACAUAACAGCAGGAAGGGAGGCGAGGGCCUGGAACAAUCUGUGAAAUGGGCUGGGGACUCUUGGAGGCCCCAGGCGGCCACCCCACGCGCCCUGAGCUCAGCGUGGAGUCUGUGCCUCCGCCACUCUUGCUGGGAACCGCCGGGACCCGCCCCAUACCCUCCUCCGCCCCGCCCCGAGGCGGAGCGAUCCGUGGCUCCGCCCCCUGGAGGACACUUCCGGCGCGACGGACCUCCGGGCAGGGUGUGCAGUUGCCUACGGGCCAUCCCUGCAGUUUCCGACGCGCGACCCAUGAGUGCGGCGCCCCUGGUGGGCUACAGCUGCAGUGGCUCGGAGGAUGAGACCGAGGCCGGGACGCGGACCAGGCCGGAGGCUGGGGGCCGCCGCGGUGGCCAAAGCCCUCCUUGUGGUCAGAGGUUUCCCGUACCUGAUAGUGUGCUGAACAUGUUCCCAAGCACUGAGGAGGGGCCUGAGGAUGACAGUGCAAAACAUGGGGGACGAGUGCGCACCUUCCCCCAUGAGCGGGGCAACUGGGCUACCCAUGUGUACAUACCGUAUGAAGCUGAGGAAGAAUUCCUGGAUCUGCUGGACGCGUUGCUGUCCCAUGCCCAAACAUACAUCCCCCGGCUGGUAAGGAUGGAAGCAUUCCACCUCAGCUUGUCCCAGAGUGUGGUUCUUCGCCACCACUGGAUCCUCCCAUUCGUGCAGGCGCUGAAAGACCGCAUGGCCUCCUGCCAGGGGUUCUUCUUUACUGCCAACCAGGUCAAGAUUUAUACCAAUCAAGAAAAAACCAGGAUGCUUGUGGGAAGAGCAGUGGAUGUUAGAGAGCAGUCUUCAAGAGGAGCCCCUGAGCUUGGGGUCAGUGACAGCAGGAGCCACGAUGGAGAACAGGGUGUGGAAUGCAGAAGCAUCUGGGUUUGCAGAGUUGACAGUGGCAAAUGGAGGACCUUUGUUGGACUCGAGGUCACCUCGGGGCAUGCCCAGUUCCUGCACCUAGUUUCAGAGGUGGACAGAGUCAUGGAGGAAUUCGACCUCACCACUUUCUACCAGGACCCUUCCUUCCACGUGAGUCUGGCCUGGUGUGUGGGCGAUGCGCGUCUCCAGCUGGAAGGGCAGUGCCUGCAGGAACUACAGGAUAUCGUGGAUGGGUUUGAAGACUCCGAGAUGCUGCUGCGCAUGCACGCCGACCAGGUUCGCUGCAAGUCUGGGAACAAGUUCUUCUUCAUGCCUUUGAAGUGAGCACCAGAGGCCUCCCUUGUCCAGGUCCCUCUGCAGGCCAGGAAGAGAUGGAGGAGCCUGCAAAAAUCGAUGGGGAUGCCCCCAGCCUAGGAGCUAGGAGGCCCCAGGCACGCCUUCAGCCUGGCAUGCCAUGUAGCCACUCCUUGUCCCUGUGGGUGCCUUCACUCUCCAGGCCCUGCUGGGUUCCAGGUUGAGUGCUGCUGUGUUGUGGUCAUUCCCAGAAAUCGCCGGAAGAGGGCAGCCUUAUUCUUGCUCUAUCAUUAUGCAGGAAGAAAUAUUGGGGUCACCAGGCAAGCCCACCCACACUGAGCCAGAAGCCCCACUGUACUAUGCUAAUGAAUAGCCACCCCCUCCCACUUCCCCCUAAGCAGUUUGUAUUCUGAUGCGUUGGCCUCAGACCAGGGUUGUUUAAGUCAUCAUGCCCUGGCUCUCCCUGGUCAAACCAGGACAGGGAGUGUUUCAGUGGGUCUGUCACCCUCCCUCCUUUAAGCGUGUCCCUCUUAUCUAUUUACUUUAAAUCUCGCCCCUUCCUGUGCCAGCAGCGGCCACUUCAGGGCCUCAGCACAGGGUGCUAAUUUGUGGCUUAGCAUCCAUUUUUCUCCAUUUCUUCCUCCCACUCAGCCCCAGCCAGGUGCCUGGGGAGGCUUGAGCAGAUGUUUCACUUCUGUCUGCCCAGUGGCCGAAAGCCAGGCCUCCAACGCUGUGGCCUCUGGCUUCCCCAUUGGCGGUUCCCAAAGAAGCAGAGAGGCGCCUUCCCCCAAACUUCUGCGUGCCUCCUGCUGCUGGGGCCUGCAGGGCAUCCCUGGCUUCCCAAGGGGAACCGACUUGGAGGGAGGGAGGGAGGCAGAGAGGGAGGGCAUGGGAUUUCUACUGUUGCCUCAGCCCUUGCCAAGGCAAGGGACCAGUCCUCUGCAGUUGUCACCCAGAUUUUUGGUGAUGGAUGAAGAAAUAUUUUUAGAUUACUGUUUUAAUUUGCAUUAAACAAAUAAAAAUGACAU
Messenger RNA from Tupaia belangeri chinensis (Chinese tree shrew), 2395 nucleotides. RefSeq names its product U6 snRNA biogenesis phosphodiesterase 1 (gene USB1). The record is from RefSeq and is a predicted model, not a curated record. The transcript has 8 exons. Bases 450 to 1397 code for a protein of 315 amino acids. Gene Ontology annotation, molecular function: 3'-5'-RNA exonuclease activity. Gene Ontology annotation, cellular component: nucleus. NCBI's taxonomy places the organism in Eukaryota, Metazoa, Chordata, Mammalia, Scandentia, Tupaiidae. Gene Ontology annotation, biological process: U6 snRNA 3'-end processing.